Molecule: messenger RNA, 951 nt
Organism: Rotaria sp. Silwood2
Lineage: Eukaryota; Metazoa; Rotifera; Eurotatoria; Philodinida; Philodinidae
Source: the annotation of a GenBank genome assembly
AUGGUAACAACAUCGAAUACUUAUGAUGUGUGCGUAGUGAUUUCCAAUAUUCCAGUAAAUGCCCAAUGGGAACAGAAUGGAGUGACUGUUGCUGGAGGUAACGGGCCAGGCAGUGCCACUAAUCAACUCUACCACCCUAACGGUCUCUUCGUUGAUGAUGAUCAAACAGUGGUUAUCGCUGACCAUUUCAAUCAUCGUAUUGUUCAAUUGAGAAUCGGUGAUACAAUUGGACAAGUGGUUGCUGGUGGCCAUGGCUUAGGAGUCCGAUUAGAUCAAUUGAAUUAUCCCACCGAUGUAUUGAUCGACAAUGAGACAGAUAGUCUCAUCAUUUGUGAUCGAGAGAAUCGACGAGUCGCACGAUGGUCUCGUCGUAGUGGUACAACUCAAGGAGAAAUCCUCAUUGACAGCAUCUGGUGUUAUGGAUUGACCAUGGAUGAUCAGAGAUAUCUCUACAUUUCUGACGCUGACGAACACGAAGUAAGACGAUAUCAAAUAGGAGACAAGAGAGGAACUGUCGUAGCUGGUGGUCGUGGCGAAGGUGCUGGUCUUAAUCAACUCAAAGUUCCGACCUACAUUUUUGUUGAUCAACAACAGACUGUCUACGUGUCAGACAACAUGAAUCAUCGUGUGAUGAAAUGGAAUAAAGGUGCAAAAGAAGGAAUUGUCGUCGCUGGUGGUCAAGGCCAAGGGAAUGCUCUGACACAAUUGCGCUAUCCUAAUGGAUUGUUCGUCGAUACAUUGGGUACCGUCUAUGUGGCAGACACGUGGAACCAUCGAGUGAUGCGUUGGCCUAAUGGAGCCACACAGGGCACUGUUAUUGUGGGUGCAAAUGGUGGAGGAAAAAUAGAAAAUCAGUUAAAUAAUCCCGAAGGUUUGUCCUUCGACAGAUAUGGCAAUCUCUAUGUUGACGAUUAUUAUAAUCAUCGUGUUCAACGUUUCUCUAUUGAAUAA